GGCUCAACUCUUAAGUCUUAAUUAAUUGGUUGCAAAAUUUGUAUCCGAUCGGGCGACCCGAGAAGCAGUGAGGAGGAGGAAGAUAGAGAGAUGAGCUACCACCAGCACCAUGGCCCUCAAGAACCCUACCCUCCGCCUCCGCCUCCGCCACCACCAGGCUACCCCUAUCCCCAACCAGGCCCGCCGGGAUCAGCGCCGCCCUACGAAGGCUACCCUCCGCCGCCGCCUCCGGGGUAUCCUCCUCACGGAUACGGCCCUCCUCCGCCGCCGCCGCGUCCUCCGCCGUACGAGGGCUACCAAGGCUAUUUCAACGGGGGUUACCCUCCGCCGCAAUACCAGCAGCCCUGUUACCACGAUCAUCACCAUUACCAGGCUCAGGAUGAUGGCUGCAUCUCUUUCUUGAGAGGCUGUUUUGGUACACUAUUCUGCUGUUGUUUGCUAGAGGAAUGCUGCUUCUUUUUUUGAUGAUGAUAGACAUGGAUUACUUCUCUCAAGGUUGUCUCUGCUUUGAUGCUAUGUGGUGUAUAAAGAAAACUUCUGCGUCUGAACGUUUAUAGAUUUUACAUCAGGGUAUAUCGCUCUGGGUAAUUGAUUGUUUAGCCUCGUAUGUGGUUGUUAUGGUGCAUUGUGGAUUUAUAUAAUGUUCUAGGACCCAAAAGAACAAAUGCUGUGUCCUAUUUCCGAGAACUUUUAAAUUCAAGUAAUUAUGAUAUCGGGAGGAUCAAUCGAGAGUGAUUGUUUCCUAUUAAUUCCCUUUCUGCAGAA
This is a messenger RNA of Rosa rugosa (rugosa rose), 765 nucleotides long. RefSeq names its product protein CYSTEINE-RICH TRANSMEMBRANE MODULE 13. Bases 91 to 465 code for a protein of 124 amino acids. The record is from RefSeq and is a predicted model, not a curated record. The transcript has 3 exons. NCBI's taxonomy places the organism in Eukaryota, Viridiplantae, Streptophyta, Magnoliopsida, Rosales, Rosaceae.